Messenger RNA from Drosophila eugracilis, 5107 nucleotides. It is a transcript of the gene Golgin245, whose product is annotated as golgin subfamily A member 4. Gene Ontology annotation, molecular function: small GTPase binding. Lineage: Eukaryota; Metazoa; Arthropoda; Insecta; Diptera; Drosophilidae. Gene Ontology annotation, biological process: Golgi vesicle transport. Gene Ontology annotation, cellular component: Golgi apparatus. The record is from RefSeq and is a predicted model, not a curated record.
UGACUAUAACGACAGUGUGACCGUUUGGGAAACAUCUGCAGACACGUAUUUAUUUAGAUGUUUUUUAAUUAAAAAUUAAAUUGUGCUUGAACCAGGUAGCGCAAGCAGUUAUAAAAUAGCGCAGCACGGGCUCGAAAUGUUUGCCAACCUGAAAAACAAGUUGAUUGAAGAGGUGAAGGCGUCGCCAUCGAAAUUCCAGCAAUUUGCGAAUGCUGCACAGGCCGCCGUGAGCUCAUCGUCGAGCACAACACCCAAUUCGGACACCAACACCAGCAACAAUGAAAACUUCUUCAGCAUCACGGAGGAGGACACGCCUCAGAACUCGCCUUAUCGCAUCCAAAAACUGCCGGCCACAAGUGCAUCUUCGCUUCGCGGACGCUCGACUCAGUCCCUGAAUGGCGCCACUUCCAGGACCCGCAAGCUAUCCAACUCGUCCAUGGCCAGUGAUGUGUCCUUCCGCCUGCCCACCUACGAAGCACCAGCUGUCUACCACUUGCAAUCGGAUCUGGAUGAGACGAGCAGUGAGUUUGACGACUCCGCAUCGACAGCUCGGCUGGAUGUGAUUACCAAGGACCAGCUGUACGAUGCGUACAAGAAGUCCCUGGAUCGCUAUCACAAGUACCGAUGUCGCUACACGGAUCUAGCCAAAAAGUACAAGGAAUUGGAGCGCGACAGUUCUAAGGCGAGGUCUGUGCUGGUGGAGACGCAAGACAAGGCUCUGCGUCGGAUAAGCGAGCUCAGGGAACAGUGCACACUGGAGCAACAGGCCAAGGCUCAUCUGGAGGAGGCACUGCGUGUAGAGAUGGACGACAUGAGUUGCAAAAUGCAGGCGUAUCAGACGAAGCUUCAGCUGCUGGGCGAGAAUCCAGAGAAUAUUACGGCGGCUCUGGAGCGAAGUGGCCAGUUGCUGGACACAGAACAGCUUAUCGACCUGGAUGAGUCGGCCGGAAAGUCACCGCCGCCUGCAAAUGGCGGUUCCGGUGAUGGUGUUCCGGAUCUUCAGCGAUUACUUAAAGAUCGGGAAGAUCAACUUAAAAGUGUGACAGAAAAGUACGAAGCUCUCCGCAAGCAGGAGGAGGAGAAUGUCCUGCUCCUAGCCCAAACUAAACAGGCUAUUCACACGGAACUGGAGCACAAGGACACCGAGGUGCGCCAGCUUCAGGAGAAAAUAAAGCAUUUGGAAACUCAGCGAGAGUCCCACAGCAACGAAGCCAAGGAACAGUUUAAAAAGCUCCAGGCCGCAAAGCAGGAAGUAGAUGCCAAAUUAAUGGCCUCAGAGCACAUGCUGAACUCCCUGAAAGGAAAUUAUGCAGCCAAAGAGCAACAGGUGGCCGUCCUUGAAAAACAACUGGAAGUCAUUAAAACUGACAGCGAACAAAAACUAAAAGAUUUACAACAGCAAAACCAAGAUCGUGAAAACCAAGCAAGCGAUUCAAACGAUCAACUAGAAAAACUUCAAGCGGACAUAAAAGAGGUCGAAACAGAGCUUUUGACCAAGGACCAACUUUUAGAAUCCCUCAGAAGCGAACACUCAACGAACGAGAAAAAGUUAAAGGAUCUGGAAAAACAGCUGGCUAACCUAAAAAGGGAAAAUGAAACUAACUUGGAAAAGCUGCGACAAAGCAAAGAAGCUAGCGAGUCGGAAACAAACAAAACCAAUGAUGAGCAAAGGAAGUUACAAGAAGCAAAGGAGACAGCUGAUUCGAAAUUGGUUGAAUUGAAUGAACUUUUGAGUUCCCUCAAGAACGACCACAAAGUUAAGGAUGAGAAGUUGACGGAAUUGACAGAAAAACUCGAGACUCUUACAAAGGAAAACCAAAUGAAUUUAGAAAAAGUACGACAGGCAAACGAGCAUCGGGAGUCUCAAAGUUAUAAUUCUCAGGAAGAGAUAAAUAGACUACAAAUAGCUAAGGAUGAAACCGAAGCCAAACUUUUGUCCACGGAACUCAGUUUGAACGCCCUUCAGGCUGCACUCUCAGCUAAAGAAGAGCAAGCUUCAUCCUUGGAACAAAGCCUGAAUUCUUUAAAAACCGAGAGUGAGCACAGUUUGCAGGACCUGCGGUUGCAAAAUGAUCAGUUGCUCGAAAUAGUCCAGCGUCAUCAACAAAACGACUGGGAGGCUCAGCUUGGUCGGGCCAGAGAAGAAUUAAUAGCUGUUCAAUCGGAACGGGAGCAACAUACUCUUGAACUUGAAAAAAGCCUGGAAAUGGAGCGCGAAACGGUGGCCGCGUUAAGUUCUGAGAAAUCCACAGUAGAGGAACAGCAUAAGCUUAAACUCGAACAGCUACAGCGCGAAAUCCAAAUCCUCCAGGAUCAACAUGCUAACUCGGAGAGCGAAACUGUGGCUGCUCUGAAAUCUCAAUUAGAAACAGUUAGCCAGGAUUUGGCCAGUAGUCGGGCGACACUUCUGUCCAAGGAAAAGGAACUUAAAGCCAGUAGUAACAAGUUGAAUAAGUUAAAGAAGCAGCACGAGCAACAUCAGGCAAAAACAAGCGAACAAAGCGCCCGUGUUGAAGCACUGCAAAGUGAAUUAGCAGAGCGACUUAGCCACUCCCGCCAGGUGGAAAGCGAAAAGGAUGAGUUGCAGACACGCGUCACUGGAAUACUAGAGGAGAUUGGCACAAUGCAGACUCAAAUGCAGCAGGUUCAAGACUCACACAGCGAACUGGAACGUGAAAAGCACAAGCUGGAAUCCCGCAUUGAGUCACUGCAGCAGGAGCAGGUUGACAGCAGUGCUCAAGAUGAAAUAACCUCUGCCAAGUUGGAAGAAAUCCAGAGCGAAAAUACUAAGUUAGCGGAACGGAAUUGCCUUCUAGAGGAACAGGCAAAUCAUUUGGAAUCCCAGCUACAAGCAAAACAGGACGAGAUGAGCAAGGUUCAGGUGAAGAUGCAACAGGUUCUGGACGAACACUCCAAACUGCAAAAUGCCCAGGAACUUAUGGAUCACGACCACCGGACGUUGCAGGAUAAAUGCGAUGCCUAUGAAAAGGACAAGCUACUGACCAAGGAUACGCUGGACUGUCUACAGGUGGCUAGUGAGGAACUGCAGCGCGUAAAGGCCAAUUUGGAUCGAGAUUUGGAAGAACAGCAACAACAAUUGUUGGAGCUAAGAGAGCGUCAGAGGGAACAGGAGCAGCAACUAAAAGAUCAAGCCGAGCGAUGCGCGGAAUUAGAGGCCCAAAACACCGAGAGUGAGUCCCAACUGCAGGCCACUAUCAGCAAUCUUCGCGAACAGCUUGAUUCUUACAAGCAGUCAGAACAGGGCAUCCAGGAGAAGAUUGAAGCUACCAGUUCGUCCUAUGCCUCGCAGAUUGCCACCUUGGAGGCUCGCUGGAGUGCUGCCAAUUCCGAUGUGGAACGCCUUCACGAAGCCAACGAUGUACUGCAGCUGGAGAUGGAACAGUUGAAGAUCAAGCACAGCCAGGAUCGCGAGGAAGUCAAAGAGUCUAUAGCUCAGAAAAACCGACAAGUUGUAGAGCUGCAAGAAGCUAUGGCCUUAAGAGACCGUCAGCUAAAGGACAAAGUAGAUGCUUCCGAAAAGCUAGCCAAAUUCGAUGAAAUCCUAAUCGAGAAUGAGUACUUGAAUAAGCACACCAAACAAUUGGAGAAAGAGCUUGCUGAAGGUGUGGAACUUAGGGAGAAACUAAAAUCUUUGCAAUGUGAGUUAUAUGUUCUCCAGGAAAAGGCCGAACAGCAUGCCGUCCAAAUGUGCGAAAAAGAAACCCAAAGUGCAGCAGCAACGGCGGAGGUGGGUGAACUGAAAAGAGCCAUCGAGGAGCAGGCAGUCGAGUUAACGCGUCAAAAGGAGCAUGCGAGCUUUGUCACCGAGCAGAGUGACGCUGUACAAAAAGAUCUUCUGCAAGCGCAGCAGCAACUCCACGAUAAGGAGAACGAACUAUCGAAAAGCCAGGAAGAACAGAUAAGUUUGCAGGCGACGGUAGAAACCCUAAAUCAAGAGAUAACUAGUCUCAAGGAGCAGUUAUCCGCCUCAUCCGACUCUGAUAGUCUGCGCAGCCUUAACGAACGGCUGCAGCGAGAACUGGAAGACCUAAAGCAUAAGAGCGAUGGCACGGAGUCCAAUAUGCAGCAGGAGAUUGAGGAGUUACAAGCAAACAACCAGCAGAUGGCCGAGCGUAUCAACGAACUGGAAACGCUGCGAGCGGGCAUUCAGGCCCAGCAACUCCUCGCCAGCAUGGCUCCUAAAAACGUUCAGGAGGCGGCUGCUGCUGGAGAGAAGGCUGAGCUGGAGGUGAAACUAAAGGAUAUUAUGAACGAGGUACAGGAUGUGACGAAUCGUAACCUGUUCUUGGAGCAAAAAUGUGAGAACUACCUGAUACUCGAACAGUCCAACGAACGAUUGAAGUUGCAGAAUGCAAGACUUUCGCGGCAAUUGGAUGAAACACUCGUAUCCAUGCAGCAUAGCGAGGCUGUUCCAGCUAAUACAGAGUUCGAAUACUUGCGCAACAUUAUGUUCCAGUACCUGACUGGCAACACGAAUAACGAGACUCUGGUCAAGGUGAUAUCGGCGGUUCUUAAAUUCUCACCGCAGCAGGCCCAAGUUGCUUUGGAAAAAGAGCAUCAGAGGCGAUCGCUGCUGAACAAACUAAUCUAGCAUGAACUGAUGGCUCUCUAUGAUGGAGACUGGAAUUGGGAGCCCUGCCCAGCGUCGCUUCUAGACCGGAAAUAAAGUUGAAAUGAUUGGCCCGAAAUCACAAGUACCUUAUACCUCACCUCCGGCACAUGAGAAGGAUGGUUCAGGCUGACUCAGCAGGCAUUUCGAGUUGUAGAAGCAACUGAUGUGUGUAAUCCCUUAUACUAGAUCAAUGUUAUUGUACAGUCCACUAAUUAACUAUAGCUACUUCUAUCCAAAUUCAUGCUAAGCACUUUUGUACAUUUUGAUUACGCUUCUUUUGUUUCCGGCAUUUGUUGCUUGCUAUCCAUAUCCCAUCUCCCCACAUAAUCCCAAUCUAACCCUAAGUGCAAUUGAUUUGUGUAUUUUAGUUUUAAGUUGAAAUUUGUAAAGAUCCGCAGCGCAGUUGGCAUUUAGUUUAAUUCAAAUUCUAUACAAUUACAUAUAUAAAUAAAUAGUUGCAAUUCAUACAAGGAA